UGGAAGGCGCACCGACAGGGAGCCGUCCAGGGCGGGCGAGUGAAAGAAGGGAGUCAGACAGAAAGGAGGUUAACAACAUAAUAAAAAAAAAAACAGCCUGAGCCACGGUUGGAGAGACCGGGACCCGGCGCAAGAGAGCGCAGCCUUAGGGGGAGAGGAACGGGAGACUCAGCAGAGCGCGCUCAUCACUGACUUUUGCUUCUUCUGCCUUUUUUUUUUUUUCUUUUUUAAGAAGAAGGCGCUAACGGCAGCCUCACACGCGAGCGCCACGCGAGGCUCCCGAAGCCAACCCGCGAGGGGAGGAGGGGAAGGAGGAGCAGGAGCCGUGGAGGGCGGAGGAAAAGCAUUUGCACCUUCUCUGCUCCCAUCCUCAACCUCCCGGGGAUUUUGUAAUUUUGUGAAACUUCCCCGAGCGAGCUCCCUCUUCCUCUCUCCCCUCCUUUCCCUCGCCGUUCGCGCAUCCCGGUCCUGCCUGCGUCCCCCUCGCGCGCCCCGCACCUCGCAUCCCCGCUCGCUCCUCUCCCGCGCCUCCUUGGCAGCCGCAGCGCAUGGAGAGCUCUGCCAAGAUGGAGAGCGGCGCGGGCCAGCAGCCCCAGCAGCCCUUCCUGCCGCCCGCAGCCUGCUUCUUUGCCACGGCGGCGGCGGCGGCGGCGGCAGCGGCGGCGGCGGCUCAGAGCGCGCAGCCCCAGCCGCCACCCGCGCCGCAGCUGAGCCCGGCGGCCGACGGCCAGCCCUCGGGGGGAGGUCACAAGUCCGCGGCCAAGCCGGCGAAGCGGCCGCGCUCGUCCUCGCCCGAACUGAUGCGCUGCAAACGCCGGCUCAACUUCAGCGGCUUCGGCUACAGCCUGCCGCAGCAGCAGCCGGCCGCCGUGGCCCGGCGCAACGAGCGCGAGCGCAACCGGGUCAAGCUGGUCAACCUGGGCUUCGCCACCCUGCGGGAGCACGUCCCCAACGGCGCGGCCAACAAGAAGAUGAGCAAGGUGGAGACCCUGCGCUCCGCCGUCGAGUACAUCCGCGCGCUGCAGCAGCUGCUGGACGAGCACGACGCGGUGAGCGCUGCCUUCCAGGCGGGCGUCCUGUCGCCCACCAUCUCCCCCAACUACUCCAACGACAUGAACUCCAUGGCCGGCUCGCCAGUCUCGUCCUACUCGUCGGACGAGGGCUCCUACGACCCCCUCAGCCCCGAGGAGCAAGAGCUGCUCGACUUCACCAACUGGUUCUGAGCUCGGCCUGGCCAGGCCCUGGUGCAAAGCAGGGUGACUGCACAACCUGUCUCUUUAGUGCUUUCUCGUCGGUGAUGCUGGAAGGGAGAAAAAAAGAAAAAGAGAAGAAAAAAGAAAAGAAAAGCAGGCAGCCCACCCCAACGCCAACCAAGCGACGCAGGCCUGCGAAGCAAGGCUCUCACAAAACAGGGAUGCGCUCAGAACUGUCUCGCUGCACUCCAAUCAUUCACGGAGAUUUGAAGAGUGACUAGGACCAGAGUCAAAGUGCAAAACGCUGCUCCUGUGCAAAGGCAUUGAGCUCCUGGUGGAAGAGAGCAGCACACGCCCUGUAGGAACUCCCACCCACCACUAGCAGGCAGAGCUGGAGGCGCUGGCUUACUCGGGUGUCUUCACCUCCCCGCCCUCUUUGAAAGCGCAGUUCUUAACCCUCUAGCCAAGGGUUGGUGACUUUCCUCUCAGUAUCCCCGUCCCAGGACACUGUGGACUUCGGUCUGCAGCGAAACUGUGCUGUACUCAGUCCUCUGACACCCCAUCCUUGGGCCUCCUCCCCACACCCCACUCCCUCACACCAUCUUUUCUACCAUUUUCAUCAUAGGAUGCUUCCAAUCUUUUGUGAAUUUUUUUUUAUUAUAAGAAAAAUCUAUUUGUAUCUAUCCUAACCAGUUUGGGGAUAUAUUAAGAUAUUUUUGUACAUAAGAGAGAAAGAGAAAAAAAUUUAUAGAGUUUUGUACAAAUGGUUUAAAAUGUGUAUAUCUUGAAACUUUAACAUGUAAUGCUGUUACCUCUGCAUAUUUUAGAUGUGUAGCUCACCUUACAACUGCCAUUUUCCCUGUGUGGCUUUUGUAACGAACUCUCCUAAUAGGGGAGAUCAAAAGGCCACCGGAUGUACUUAAGCACCAAUGUGUCUUACUUUAGAGAAACUUUGUUAAUGUAUUAAUGACGUUAUUAAAUACUGUUCCAGAACAAAGUUUAUGCAGCUACUGUCCAAACACAAAGUGGCAGCCAGUGCUUUUGAAAGGUUGCCUUUUGGGA
This is a messenger RNA of Myotis myotis, 2255 nucleotides long. It is a transcript of the gene ASCL1, whose product is annotated as achaete-scute family bHLH transcription factor 1. NCBI's taxonomy places the organism in Eukaryota, Metazoa, Chordata, Mammalia, Chiroptera, Vespertilionidae. Gene Ontology annotation, cellular component: RNA polymerase II transcription regulator complex. Gene Ontology annotation, molecular function: DNA-binding transcription factor activity, RNA polymerase II-specific; protein dimerization activity; RNA polymerase II transcription regulatory region sequence-specific DNA binding. Gene Ontology annotation, biological process: neuron differentiation; sensory organ development; positive regulation of transcription by RNA polymerase II. The transcript has 2 exons. Bases 549 to 1223 code for a protein of 224 amino acids. The record is from RefSeq and is a predicted model, not a curated record.